Fomitopsis serialis is the source of this 999-nucleotide messenger RNA. RefSeq lists its product as uncharacterized. The coding region runs from base 1 to 999 and encodes 332 amino acids. The record is from RefSeq and is a predicted model, not a curated record. Lineage: Eukaryota; Fungi; Basidiomycota; Agaricomycetes; Polyporales; Fomitopsidaceae. The transcript is spliced from 5 exons.
AUGUCCGAUACGUUGGAUAGGGAUCCGAGUUCUACUAGAUGGACGGUCACGUUCCCAGUGUCGACUGGCGAUUAUCCGACCCACUUUGAACUACCAUCGUUCGGGGUCAAGGAUCAACAUAGUGAUCAUACUUUUACACUACGUCGCCGGUAUGCAGCAAACACACCAAUGGUGCCGUCCGCUACAAGUGCUCCGCGCUCAAAGGCUAAGAGUGAAGAGGCGGGGUCACCUAGCCAACAUGCACUGCGUGUUACGUUUAGUGAAGUUGAAGAGUCUCCCGGUAACACGUCACCUGCACCGCUUUAUUUGAAUGAGGAUAGGCCCUUCUACCCGGAAGGUGAGGAGGAGGAGGAGGAUGAAGGUGCAACAGGCUCUGCAGCAAUCGAGGCGAAAUCACCACUUCGGCCGAGUGAUGACGACGUCGACGUCCGAAACUUACUCGAUAGCGAAAGGAGGCGGGGCCGCAAGGGCAAACAGCCAGAACGCCGCGAUGUUCUCCAACGAUGGCCCGCCGAGCGUCGAUCGCAAAUUGGUUCGAAAUCCCCCAAUCAGGGCAACACCGAAGGCAACAGGCACGGCAAUGGUAUGAUUCGGGAGCCUGAGCCUAUCCCUUCAACGUCGGAAUCUCCUGUUACUAAACCGAAUGUGAAACAUGUGAAGCGCAAAAUUCGGAAAGCCAAGCUAGACUACACAUGGCAUGCGAAUGCAGGGUCAACUGUAAUUGCGAAGCCUCCGUCCAAUCUCAACGUGGAUGAUCUUGGAACGCUAUUCCUACAUCGUAUCAGCGCGGAUGGCAGGGUGACGGACGCCGUGCAGGUGUGGAUGUGGGAUCAGUUUGACGACGGUUCAACUGGUUGGCGAAGUAUCGAUGGGUCCAGCCUUCCUCAUCACCCUAUGUCACCAGAACUCACGCUAUCGUUCACGCCUACCGGGGACCCCAGUUGGAUAGGUCCGGUUACCGCAAAGCGUCCACGCAAAUUGCCACAAAUUUUACCAUGA